AUGGACCACGACAAGGGCGAGGGGGAAUCCCAUGCGUCGCCAUGGGAGACAUAUCUUCACAGGGAUGUUGUCCUGUUUGCAAUCGAUUGUGGAACACAUAUGCAUGUUAAAGAUAGCGAGCAUGGGCUGCCUCCGCUGGUCGUUGCCUUGCAGGCGGCAUUGCGUCUCAUGGAGAUCAAGCUGGUCAAUUCGCCGAAAGAUCAUAUUGGAAUCUUAUUAUGGAAUACAGCGGACUCACGUAUGUUGACCAAAAGCAAGAGUGGGUUUUGGCCGAACACAGUGGAAUACACUGCCAUCAAGCAGGUGGACGUCCCUACGACCUUUCAGCUACGAGAAUUACUUCGCCGUAUCGAAAGCGAUCCAUCUGUGUUGGAAGAGCGAAUGAAGCCAUGCAGCACUCAAAUAUCCGUGGAGCACGUUUUAUCCAACGCCAUGCACUUACUUAGUACAUCGGCCAAAGCCAGUACACGCCGCGUUUUCUUUAUCACAAACCAAGAUGAUCCGCAUCCUGGAAAAAACAAGCGAAUCAUUCAAAAAGCGUGUGUAGAUCGCGUUAAGGACUAUUAUCGCCGUGGUAUUGAUUUGGAGCCUUUCUUUAUGAGCUCAGCCACGGAAGCCUUCCACAUCAAUACUUUUUAUGCGGAAAUUCUAGGCGUGUAUGAUGAUGGUUUGUUGGAUGACACACUCCGACCAUGGCGGUUACGGCAAAUGCAAGACCAAAAUGUGUCCAAGCGCGCUGUGUGGGACUCGACCAUGAAACUGGCGGAGCUGGAUGAGCAGCUGAGCGGCCGAGAAAUGCCUAAGCGCGUAGUGUUUGAUUUGACGAUGGAUUUAGGGCCAUUGUCCAAACCAGCUCCCUCUUCAGAGGAAGAACACUCACAUUUCAAAACCCCGGGCUCAUCGCAGUGGCGCAUACAUGUCAAGGGCUACAGUCUUAUUUCGGAAGCUACGCCUGAUUUGCCUGUUAAAGUCUCCUCGUUCGGUCGAGAAGAUCCCAAUGAUUUAUACGAAGUGACAAACAUCACGCAAUGGCGUCGUGCGGAUACAGGCGACGUUGUCCAGCCAUCUGAUAUGGAGCAAGUGUAUGAUGUGAGCAAGGACAAUUCGCCACGUUCUCAUGUCGCGUUUACCAACGAUGAAAUCAAGUCACUCCGACAGUUUGGGUGCAUCCCCAGCUUGCGCCUGCUUGGCUUUAAAGAUCGAUCGACUCUUCACUUUUACGAGAAUUUGAAGCACUCGUACUUUUUAUACCCUUCCGACUUGGAGCAACCUGGGAGUAAGCGUGUGUUUGCUGCGUUGCUUCAAUCCAUGUUGUCCAAAAAUAAGGUGGCGCUGACUUUAUUCAUGUCGCGUGACAAUGUCAUCCCUACGUUUGCCAUCCUACUUCCCCAGGCAGAAGAACUUGACGAAGAGGGGCAUCAGCUUGUACCACCCGGCCUGAAUUUAAUCGUCAUGCCGUACAUGGACGAUAUUCGUGAGCCGCCUGAAGCUCGGACACUCACAGCGAGCAAGGACGAAAUCACCAUGGCGAGCCGCCUUAUUGAUACCUUCCACCGGAAAGAUCCAUUCAAUCCAGAUGUAUUCUCGAACCCUGCCUUGACCUACCACUAUGGUCUAUUAAUGGCUGAAGCGUUUGGCACACCUGCUCCCUUUUUCGAAGAUACCACGCUGCCUCAGUACGACUUAAUUGAGCAUCGUGCCCACGAUGCCAUCCAGGCCUGGAACGAUGCUAUUGAAGCGGAUCCACGCACACAGGGAAGCAGCAGCGAUAUGAACUCGGCCAAGACGGCAUCGAUCCCCGAAGCCGUACUCCGGCAGAUGCACAAAGACGGUACAUUGCACCAGCUUCGACGCCCUGAAUUGCAGAAUGCGUGUGCGCAACUAGCAUUGCCCAAGUUUGGUCGCAAAGCGGAUUUGAUUGCUGAGCUCCAAACUUACUUUUCUACACACUAA
This is a messenger RNA of Malassezia pachydermatis, 1953 nucleotides long. Its product is annotated as ku70-like protein. Bases 1 to 1953 code for a protein of 650 amino acids. Gene Ontology annotation, cellular component: Ku70:Ku80 complex; nucleus. Gene Ontology annotation, biological process: telomere maintenance; double-strand break repair via nonhomologous end joining; cellular response to X-ray. The transcript is spliced from 6 exons. NCBI's taxonomy places the organism in Eukaryota, Fungi, Basidiomycota, Malasseziomycetes, Malasseziales, Malasseziaceae. The record is from RefSeq and is a predicted model, not a curated record. Gene Ontology annotation, molecular function: double-stranded DNA binding; telomeric repeat DNA binding; damaged DNA binding.